AGACGUUACACUGAACCCGAACGACACCAAGGAAACGACAACAGCACGUUCUGCUUUACGUCUCCGGUCUGUUUAGCGUCAAGUGCAUCGCCAACGUCAAUUUCUAAUCGACCCUAAACGGGCAGAUAUCGAUUUGCAUUUGCUGAGACUUCUAUAUUUCCGAUUUUUGCUUUAUUUCGUUCAGCCCGGUGGAAGAGGGCUCGCUCUAUGUUCUGUCACUACGAGGGAUUGGGGAUUUGACCGCUGCAUUUUGAGAACACUCUUUAUAUUUUUUUUUAAAUUUGGACCAAUAUCCCGAAACGCUUCUGGGUAGCUAAAGACGAAUGGCUACUUUACCGGGAACAGUGCCUCGAAUGGUGCGUCCUGCGCCAGGCCAGAACUACCCCCGAACCGGCUUUCCUCUGGAAGUGUCCACGCCUCUGGGCCAAGGCAGAGUCAACCAGCUCGGCGGCGUCUUCAUCAACGGGAGGCCGCUUCCAAACCACAUCCGACACAAGAUCGUGGAAAUGGCGCAUCAUGGCAUCCGGCCCUGCGUCAUCUCGAGACAGCUGCGCGUUUCUCACGGAUGCGUCUCCAAGAUUCUGUGCCGGUAUCAGGAGACAGGCUCCAUCCGCCCAGGUGCCAUCGGGGGCAGCAAGCCCAGGCAGGUGGCAACUCCCGACGUGGAGAAGCGCAUCGAGGAGUACAAGCGUGAGAACCCGGGCAUGUUCAGCUGGGAGAUCCGGGACAAGCUGCUGAAGGACGGCGUGUGCGACAGAAGCACUGUCCCUUCAGGUGAGGCAUCCUCUGUGAGCUCCAUCAGCCGCGUUUUGAGGGCGCGAUUUGGCAAAAAAGAUGACGAGGAUGACUGUGAUAAGAAGGACGAAGAUGGAGAAAAGAAAACAAAGCAUAGCAUCGAUGGCAUCCUCGGUGAUAAAUGUAACCGCACAGACGAGGGCUCGGACGUGGACUCGGAGCCGGACCUGCCCCUGAAGAGGAAGCAGAGGCGCAGUCGUACCACCUUCACCGCGGAGCAGCUGGAGGAGCUGGAGAAGGCCUUCGAACGCACCCACUACCCUGACAUCUACACCCGUGAGGAGCUGGCACAGAGAACCAAGCUCACCGAGGCCAGGGUCCAGGUGUGGUUCAGCAACAGGCGUGCUCGAUGGCGUAAACAGGCAGGAGCCAAUCAGCUCGCAGCUUUCAACCACCUGCUUCCUGGAGGCUUCCCCCCAACCGGGAUGCCCACUCUGCCCACAUACCAGCUCCCUGAGUCCAGCUACCCCAGUACCACACUAUCACAGGAGGGUGGCAGCACGUUGCACAGACCCCAACCCCUCCCUCCCUCCUCCAUGCACCAGGGCGGUCUCAGCGCUGACAGUAGCUCCGCCUACGGCCUCACGUCCAACCGCCACAGCUUCUCCAGCUACUCGGACACCUUUAUGAGCCCCUCGGCCUCCAGCAACCACAUGAACGCAGUCAGCAACGGGCUGUCGCCACAGGUGAUGAGUAUCCUGAGUAACCCGAGCGCGGUGCCCUCCCAGAGCCAGCACGACUUCUCCAUCUCGCCCCUCCACAGCAGCCUGGAGAGCUCCAACCCCAUCUCCGCCAGCUGCAGCCAGCGCUCCGACCCCAUCAAGAGUGUCGACUCCCUGGCCUCCUCCCAGUCCUACUGCCCCCCCACCUACAGCGCAACCAGCUACAGCGUGGACCCUGUCGCCGCAGGAUACCAGUACAGCCAGUAUGGACAGACUGCUGUCGACUACCUGGCUAAGAACGUGAGUCUGUCAACCCAGAGGAGGAUGAAGCUGGGAGACCACUCGGCCGUGCUGGGGUUGCUUCAAGUGGAGACAGGGCAGGCCUACUAAACUUAAACGCUAACACCAUCGCUAGCUAACAACCCUCACGCUACACCAAGACUUCGGAUCAGCGCUGAUUUCUUUCCGGACCAAGGAAAAAUAGCUACUCUGCAAGCUAUUUUCAUGACCACUGGAAUCAUCCGAAAUCUUGGGCGUCUAAGCUCAAAAUGGCCGAACUGACUUAUCAAAGCGCACAUAAACGAAACGUGGAUUGUCACUGGUCUGUGGACUGCAUUCACGCACUGAGCCAUUGACAACAUGUACUUUGCUGUUCAUAGUAGCUAACAAAGCCAAUCUCUCAUUUCCUUUUUGAUAUUGUUAAAAUUGCUGUUAUACAAUUAUGGUGAUUUUCGUUGUUCCUUGAUUCACGUUUGUAUCUUUUCCUGUUUAGUCAAUGUGUAAAAAUAACCGAAUGGGACCAAUGGAGCGUGCGUGAUGCGUGAAUUUGAAAAUACAUGAUUGUUUUUCAAGCUGCUCUUCCUUCGGCCCAUUCCCCUGAGCUCUUGUGAACGAUUUGACCUUCUCACUUCCAACAUUUUGUCCUGACAUUCCUAAAGAACUUGGCCUCUCGGUGGGAAGUCUGGCUGGAUAGAUACUGUUGGGAAUUGGAGCAGUGUUUUUGGCCCGACGGUAGUUUUUUUUUCACCCCUCGCUAACCUCCAUCCCAUCCUUAGCCGCGGUCCUUAGGGAAGAAUGGCAUUAUUUACAAAAACAGGAUUGGGAAAAAAAAUUAAUGUAUUUUGUUUUGGAAAUAUGGACCAUGCCAAAGAGGGCCAGCUCUGUCCUCCCCCUGAUCCUAAAAUCCCAGGAAUACUGGGAAUUCUGUGUGUAUUUAACAGUGUAAAGAAGAUUAAAUCGCCCAAAUGUAAUGUCAAACCUAAUUGACAGUGACCCGCUCGAUUACUAGCGACCGGUAGGGGGCGCUUUUCUUAUUGUGUACAUGCACUUUCAAUUGAAUUCCACAGCUUCCAGUACAUUCCAUAGAUAUAUUUACGAAAGCAUUCCUGAACAUUUUAUGAAAGAUAAUUAAACCGUAGUUACAUGUACACAUUUACAGACAUUUUGGACAUGUUUUGAAGAAAAAAUGAACAAAAAGAAUGUACUUAAACGCAACAUGAAGCUCCAAACGUCCAUAGUAACGCUAACAGGAUUCCAGAAGUUUACCAACAUAUUGGCAUUCCUGAACUCUUAACAUUUACCGAAUUCAAAAAGUGCACACAUGGCAGCAUUCCCAUAUACUAUAAAAUUUCACUUAAUCGGGUCAGCCUCAGACCUCCACACCUCAAGUUUGAACCAGAUGCCCCGAUAAUCCUCCCCAUUCACAGCAAUGUACAAAAAGAAAAAAAUAUAUGUAACAGUGGAGACAUUUGUGUAGCCCUUGUAGUCGACUUUUGAAAAAAUCUGGACCAUUUUGUGAAAACUGUACAGUAGUUGGAGCAGCUUGUUAUGUACUUUUUUUUUUUUUUUUUACUAAACCAAGAUGAGUGGUAGGUAAGCAAGGAUUUCAGAAAGUAGAUGUCUUACUAUCUUACUUUGAUUUUACUUUCUUGUAUUUUUAUGUUUUUUUCUGACUAAGUUUUGUUCCAGGCCCAAGCUAAGAAGAGUGGAGCAUUUUGUACAAACUAGUUAAAGUAUUAAUUCCAUUGAAAUUGUUGCUAUAAAUUGUACAAAAGAGAGACUUAACGGAAAAGGCAGCCUCUUGGACACAUAAGGACUAUUGUAUAUUUUGAAACAAGGCUGGAUGAUACGUCACAAUGUGGAGAGGAUUUUGGGACCAAUGUUGCCAGGGCGAUGGACAAUGGACCUAUCUCGCAAUCCCUCGGGCACAAAUGUCAAUGAUGCAUUCGUGGACCAAUGAAAGUGGGAAAAAGUAACACCUCACAUGUGUAUAUUUUAAAUACAAAGGAUUUUAGACUUAGUGUGACUUCUCAUUUCUAACACGUCCAUAGACAUUUGGAUAUUUAAGCCACUGAAAUUCCUCCCGCCUCCUGUGCGUUCCGAUGUUAACCUGUUUUUAGUUGCUUCCUGACCUGUGCUUUUGGCCUUUUCCGUUCGGCAUGUGUGUAUAUUCCCAUGGUAUAAUUUAUUCUGCUGUAUGAAGUAUUAGAAGUAGUGGGAAACUUGUACCUUCAGCCUGUUGGUGUGUUUACUGUAACACUGGCGUAACUGUUAUCAAUUAAAGAUUUCAAAAA
Molecule: messenger RNA, 4030 nt
Organism: Periophthalmus magnuspinnatus
Lineage: Eukaryota; Metazoa; Chordata; Actinopteri; Gobiiformes; Gobiidae
Gene: pax7a
Product: paired box 7a
Exons: 9
Coding region: 324-1847 (507 amino acids)
Biological process (GO): regulation of transcription by RNA polymerase II; anatomical structure development
Molecular function (GO): DNA-binding transcription factor activity, RNA polymerase II-specific; RNA polymerase II cis-regulatory region sequence-specific DNA binding
Source: RefSeq, a predicted model, not a curated record